Cynoglossus semilaevis (tongue sole) is the source of this 1873-nucleotide messenger RNA. It is a transcript of the gene slc2a9l2, whose product is annotated as solute carrier family 2 member 9, like 2. The annotation marks the transcript as partial. Gene Ontology annotation, molecular function: D-glucose transmembrane transporter activity. The transcript is spliced from 11 exons. Gene Ontology annotation, cellular component: plasma membrane. The record is from RefSeq and is a predicted model, not a curated record. Gene Ontology annotation, biological process: dehydroascorbic acid transport. Lineage: Eukaryota; Metazoa; Chordata; Actinopteri; Pleuronectiformes; Cynoglossidae.
UUCCAGCGAGUCACAGCCUGUUUGCUGAAUGCAGCCUUCUUUGGUGCCCUCGGCUCAUCUUUCCUCUACGGCUACAACCUCUCCGUGGUCAACGCUCCUGCUCUGUUCAUCAAAGAUUUCUACAACCGGACGUGGAUCGAUAGAUAUGGAGAACACAUAGAAGCUGGCGAAGCUACAUUCCUGUGGUCCAUUACAGUGUCCAUUUUUGCUAUCGGAGGGCUACUAGGAACCUGGUCUGCCUCGAUACUCCUGGGAGUCCUGGGAAGGAAGGGAACUCUGCUGGUGAAUAAUGUCUUUGCUGUGAUCGCUGCACUCCUGCUGUCUUUGGGGGAAAUAGCAAAGUCUUUUGAAAUGCUCAUCAUAGGUCGUCUCAUCAUUGGCCUAGACUCAGGUAUUGCUCUCACCGCCCUACCCAUGUAUCUCGGAGAAAUUUCUCCAAGACAUAUUAGAGGUUCCAUUGGCCAGUUCAACGCCAUCCUGAUCUGCUUGGGUGUCUUCAGUGGACAGGUCUUGGGGUUACCACAGGUGCUGGGGCAGGAGUCGAGGUGGAACUUUCUGUUCUCCUUUCUGGCACUUCCAGCGUUGCUGCAGCUGUGUGUGCUUCCUUGCCUGCCUGAAAGUCCUCGUUACCUGCUGAUAGAGAGAAGGGAUGAGGCUGGAGCAGAGAGAGCCUUUCAGAGGUUUCUGGGGAAAAAGGAUGUGUCCCAGGAGCUUGAAGAGGUCCGACAGGAGGCUCAGGCCCAGGACAGCCAAAACACUGUCACUGUGUUAGAGCUGCUGAGGACUCGCGCCGUGCGCUGGCAGCUCAUCACUACCAUUGUCACCAUGGCCUGCUAUCAGCUCUGCGGGCUUAACGCUAUCUGGUAUUACACCAGCGGGAUCUUAAGGGCAGCCGGCUUUGCUGAAGACAUCCUGCCGUACUUCACACUGAGCACAGGCGCUGUAGAAACAUUGGCUGCCAUUGUCUCGGGUUUAGUGAUAGAACGAUUGGGCAGAAAGCCCCUCCUCAUAUUUGGCUUCUGUGCCAUGGCUGUGUUCUUCAGUCUACUCACAGUCUUCCUCCAUUUCCAGGACAGUGCUUCUUGGUUUCCAUACCUCAGCUACGCCUGUAUAUUGGCAGUGAUCGCAUCCUUUUGCUCUGGUCCAGGUGGGAUUCCCUUCAUCCUGACAGGGGAGCUGUUUGAACAGGCCUAUCGCCCCGCUGCCUUCAUGAUCGCCGGCACUGUAAACUGGUUGUCUAACUUUGCAGUGGGCCUGCUGUUCCCAUUCAUUCAAGAGACACUGGAGUCCUUUGCCUUCCUUGUUUUCGUGGUUUUCUGUAUUCUGGGAUCUAUUUACCUCUUCAUUGUCCUGCCUGAAACCAAAAAUAAAACAUUCAUGGACAUCUGCCAGAGCUUUGCCAAGAUCAACAAAAUACCUCCGUCCCAGGGCCAUGAAUUCGAGAUGAAUCUGUGCAUUACAGCAAACAACAACAUAAAAGACCAGAACAUCAAGAUGGAGAGUUUCUUGUAAACGGGUUAAGUAACUGAGUGAGGAGUUUGACAGUAUUUGUAGUACAUAGUUACUGUACUUGUGUUGAAAGAAAAAGAUCCAAAUGUAGGUUGUUUAAGUAUGUUUACUGUACAUAUUUUAUAACACUAGAGUAGUUUUUCUGGAAUUGUACAUCCAUGAAGUGAAAAAUGUAAUUAAUGUAAAAAAACAAAAACAAAACAACAAACAAACCGUGAAGUCAUCAAGUAUUGUUUGGCCAACUUAGCGCAGAUGUUUUUGUUUUGUAAAUUUUUCUGGGCUAAUAAUUAAUUUAUUUUGUCCUCAUUCUAGUUUGUCUAAAAUGUAAAAGAAAUUGAAAUAAUAAAAUUGAAAAACAAAUUUA